Molecule: messenger RNA, 1241 nt
Organism: Neltuma alba
Lineage: Eukaryota; Viridiplantae; Streptophyta; Magnoliopsida; Fabales; Fabaceae
Product: protein usf-like
Exons: 5
Coding region: 90-821 (243 amino acids)
Molecular function (GO): hydrolase activity
Source: RefSeq, a predicted model, not a curated record
UCUGCGGACGUUCACGGAUCACCUACUUGCUGCGAGCAUAUUCCUCUAUUGUCAACCCCUUGCAGUUCUCUCGCUUGUCACUCCGUUCGAUGGCUGACUCUGCUUCAUCUCCUUUCAAGAAAGUCCAGAUUCAAAGGGAUGACACUACAUUUGAUGCAUAUGUUGUUGGGAAAGAAGAUGCUCCUGGAAUUGUUGUGCUUCAGGAAUGGUGGGGCGUGGAUUUUGAAAUCAAGAAUCAUGCUUUGAAGAUUUCUCAACUUGGUUCUGGAUUCAAAGCUCUUAUCCCAGAUCUGUAUAGAGGAAAGGUUGGUCUUGAUGCGGCAGAAGCACAGCAUUUGAUGGAUGGUCUCGACUGGCAGGGAGCUGUAAAGGAUAUCCAUGCUUCAGUUAACUGGCUUAAAGCACAUGGUUCAAAGAAGGCUGGCGUGACAGGAUAUUGCAUGGGGGGUGCACUCUCCAUUGCGAGUUCUGUGUUGAUUCCAGAGGUUGAUGCUGUUGUAUCUUUCUAUGGAGUUCCUUCUUCAGAGCUUGCAGACCCUAGUCAAGCCAAGGCUCCAGUUCAGGCCCACUUCGGAGAGCUAGAUAAUAUUGUUGGCUUCUCAGAUGUUACGGCUGCCAAGACCUUGGAGGAGAAGCUGAAGUCAUCUGGAGUGCCUUAUGAGGUACACAUAUAUCCCGGAAAUGGACAUGCAUUCAUGAACACGUCUCCUGAAGGAAUUAAGAGGAGGAAGAGCAUGGGAAUGCCUGAUGAAGAUGAAGCUGCGGUCCAACUGGCUUGGUCACGCUUCCAAUCCUGGAUGACUCGUUACUUGUCUGACUGAUUAAUUUUCUAGCUGGCUAGAGUUGUCACCUACUGGAUCUAUCAAGAGUGAUAUAGGGUUUAUCAGCCCACAAACUUAAAGCUUUGACUCGUGAGCAUACGCUUGUUCGCACUCUUGGGUUGUUUCUUUGUAUGGAAAUCGAGAAAGCUUGUGGUUUUCCUGUAGUUACGUAAUUAUGGUGUUUGGCUGGUGCCUAGUGGUAUGCAACAAAAUUGAAGCUCGGACUUGGGAGCACUGUAGUUUUAAUUUGUGGGUUGCUUUUUGAUGUUUGAGACUUUAAGUACAUCUUCGAGAAAAAUUCUCUCGAGAAUAAUCUGGAAAGGUUGUAUUGUUCCUGUAACUACGUAAAUAUGGUGUUUGGUACUUUGGUUAACGCUACUGCGGCCGAUAAAUUGUUCGAUGCUUCUCUGCUGCUAUUUA